Molecule: messenger RNA, 166 nt
Organism: Loa loa (African eye worm)
Lineage: Eukaryota; Metazoa; Nematoda; Chromadorea; Rhabditida; Onchocercidae
Exons: 1
Source: RefSeq, a predicted model, not a curated record
AUGAUAAUAGAAGUAGUAAUUCCUGCUGCUGUUGUUGUUGUUGUUGUUGUUAUUGUUGUUGUUGUUGUUCUUGCUGUUUUGUUGUUGUUGUUGUUGUUGUUCUUGCUGUUGUUGUUGUUAUUGUCGUCGUUGUUGUAUUCUUCUUAUCAAGUUGAUAUGGUUUCUG